This is a messenger RNA of Hansenula ciferrii, 2097 nucleotides long. RefSeq names its product Doa1p (gene DOA1). Gene Ontology annotation, cellular component: nucleus; cytoplasm. The coding region runs from base 1 to 2097 and encodes 698 amino acids. Gene Ontology annotation, molecular function: ubiquitin binding. Gene Ontology annotation, biological process: ubiquitin recycling; proteasome-mediated ubiquitin-dependent protein catabolic process. The transcript has a single exon. The record is from RefSeq and is a predicted model, not a curated record. NCBI's taxonomy places the organism in Eukaryota, Fungi, Ascomycota, Saccharomycetes, Phaffomycetales, Wickerhamomycetaceae.
AUGUCUAAUUUCAAACUAUCAGCUACAUUGGAAGGUCAUGAGCAGGAUGUGAAAGCCCUGGUAUCUCCUUUCAAUGAUACAAUUGUAUCUGCUUCUCGUGAUUCUACCGUUAAGGUAUGGACAAAGAAUAAUGGUGUCUGGAGCUCUAAAGUGAACUUCACAUCAACUGGGUUUGUCAAUGCUUUGACAUUUGAUGCAAAGGAAAACUUGGUAAUCUCUGGUGGUCAAGAUAAAUUGAUUAAUAUAACAGAUCUUUUCUCAUCAGGUGUUGAUGCUAAAUAUGUACUUAUUGGCCAUGAAAGUAAUGUAUGCAGUUUAGAUGCUUCAGAUGAUGAAAUUAUAAGUGGUAGUUGGGAUAGUACAGCUAAAGUUUGGGAAAACAAUCAAGAAAAAUACACUUUAAGUGGUCAUAAUGCAUCUGUUUGGGAUGUUAAGAUUUUAGGAGGAAACCGUUAUUUAACAUCAUCUGCUGAUAGAACUGUUAAAUUAUGGGAAGGUUCCAAAGAAAUUAAAUCAUUUAUUGGUCAUUCAGAUGUUGUAAGAGGACUUGCCUUACUACCAGAUGGAUCAGGAUUUGCAAGUACUUCAAAUGACGGUACGGUUAGAAUAUCCGAUUUUGAAGGAAAUUUAAUUCGUACUUUGGUUGGUCAUGAAAGUUUUGUUUAUUCAAUUAAAUUCUUAUCAAACGGUGAUAUUGUCACUUCAGGUGAAGAUAGAACAGUAAGAAUCUGGAGAAAUGGUCAAGCUAUCCAAGUUAUCACCUUGCCAUCAAUUUCAGUGUGGACUGUAUCGGUUCUUCCUAACGAUGAUAUUGUUACUGGUGGUUCAGAUAGUGUUGUUCGUAUUUUCACUAGAGAUGAAACACGCUUUGCAUCAAAGGAGGAAAUUGAAGAGUUUCAAAAAUCGGUUCAAGGUAGUAGUAUCAAUUCACAAACUGUUGAUGACUCUAAGACCGUUGGUCCUGAAGCAUUGGAUUUACCAGGAAAUAAAGAAGGUCAGGUUAUUAUGGUGAAAACUUUACAAGGGAUAGUGGAAGCACAUCAAUGGAGUGAAGGGAAAUGGAAUAAGAUUGGUGAAGUUGUUGGUGCUAGUUCAAGUGAUAAAAAGAAAGUUCAUAAUGGUGAAAAAUGGGAUUUCGUUUUCGAUGUUGAUGUGAAAGAUGGCGCACCACCUUUAAAACUUCCUUAUAACUCUAAUGAAAAUCCUUAUACAGCGGCUACUAGAUUUCUAGAAGCUAAUGAAUUACCAACAUCAUAUACUGAAGAGGUUGUUAAUUUCAUAACUUCAAACACCCAAGGUGUCAAUAUAAAUCAAGCAUCCGAUGUUCAUAAUCCUUAUGUUGAUCAAAAGGUCAAAGUUGUUCCACAUACUGAAUAUUUGGGAUUUACAAGUAAUAAUGCUGGUCCAUUGUUCAAAGGUAUCCAAAAGUUCAAUCUUGAUGAGAAAACUUUUAGUGAUGAUCAAUUGAGUAAAAUCGAAAAAAGUUUAAGCUCGAAUGAUCUUAAGUUCUUAUUAUCUGUUGCUACUACAAUUAUAGACUCAUGGAAAAAGCCAUUACCAGGCUAUGAUUUACUGAGAUUAAUUAUUUCAAAGAUUGGUAAUCCAGCACCUUCAACAUUAAAUGAUGUUAUUAAUAAAGGGUUAAAUACAUCUGAUCCAGCUAUUUAUUUUAUGACUUUAAGAUUAUUGAGUAAUGUGUUUUCAAAUAAGACAUGGGGUGAAACACUUGCUACGGACUCCAAGACCAUCUCAACUGUUGUUAAUCAUGUGGCUUUUGAUAUAACAUCUGAACCAAAACAUACAGUUAAUAUUUCAAAUGCAUUAUCUACUGUUUUAUUGAAUUAUUCAGUUUACGCAAGUAAAUACAAAUCAACCAAUGUUGCUGAAAAAAUUGUCAAAGUUGUUAAAGAAGCCAGCUCAAAAAUUACCUCUGUAUCUUCAGAAGCUGCUUAUAGAUUGAGUAUUUCAUAUGGUAACUUGAUCUAUACAAAGAGAAACUUGAAAAAUUCAGAAUUUGAGCAAUUUAAGAAGGUGAUUUUGAACUCACACACUGAACAGAGAUUCUUGGAUGCAUUAUCCGAUAUUGAAGAGUUAUAA